AAGUGUCAAAUCAUAAUAAUAAUACAGAUUUAUAACUUAUUUAGAAAAGUUUACUGCAAUGAUUUUAAUGACUGUAACUUAAACUAUAUUGUUUUAUGACGUGCAGAAAAGUGAUGACUAAGACCUAGUUCUACUGAGAAGAGUUUAAAUUACCUAACCUUAUAAUGAAGGCUAUAGCCGUGUCAGUGUGGAUUUUCAUAAAUUUGGUUUUCUUUGGUAUGUGUGGAUACAUCUAUCUAUUAUGGUCCCAAUAUUGGCAUUACAUAUCAAGACACCAAAGAACAGAAACGUAUGUUAAGAAAGUUGACAAUAGACCCAUAGUGGAUUACUUUCAGGAUACUAUUCCCCUUGAUGAAAGGAUUGAGCACUUGCCACAAGAGUUGGAUUGGGUUCACCAAAAGACAACUCCUUUAAUUGUUAGAAAAAAGAGCAAGCCAAGAUUCACAAAGGUCCAUUUUACGGAUCCUCCGUCAGUAGCUCUUCCUUGUGGUCCUGAGUGUAACAGCGGCAACAAACUUACAGCAUUCAAGAACCAGUUGGUCGUUCGUCUGAGAAGAGUGUUGCAUGAGGAAAGCAACGUUUUCAAGUCUAGAGCGGACAAUCCUUAUAAUGUAAACUACAAUGUACAACGCGGACCAUCAUCUGGGGUGUCUCCUCAGAAAUUGAUCUGUGACCUGUAUAGAACUCUACCAGAAAUCCAUACUGUCAGGGGUAAAGGAAAGCCAUUCGAAGGCACAGAUCUUGGAAGAGCCAUUCCUAGCACACCUUUGUUUGGGGAGAAUGAAAGAUACAACAACUGUGCCAUAGUCACCAAUGCUGCAUCUUUCCUAGGUUCUAACUUGGGGCCAUUGAUUGACAGUCAUGACUUUGUACUGAGGUUCAACCAUGCGCCUACAGAGGGUUACGAGGCAGAUGUCGGGUCUAAAACUUCCCUACGAAUGCUCAAUUCCCAGGUUGUUUCCAAGCCACACUUUAAUUUCCUCAAGUCCAAGAUGUACCAAGGGGUGAGACUGCUUGCUUGGGACCCUUCAAACUAUACCUCCACACUACAACAGUGGAGACGAAAGCCGGACUUUGACGUGUUCACACCAUAUCUACACCAUCGCCACCUGUAUCCCGACACUCCCUUGUACUUGGUCGACCCUCGGGAUUUGUGGCAUCUCUGGGACUUCCUGCAGGCUAGAACUCCGGCUCGGAUUCGCCGGAAUCCUCCUUCAUCCGGCUUCUUAGGUUUGGCACUGCUGCUACCCCAUUGCGCCUAUGUAAAUCUAUUUGAGUAUGUGCCUUCUAUGCGAUUGACCAAACGUUGCCACUACUUCGAUGACGAUGAGGAUGCGUCAUGUACUUUUGGUGUUUGGCACCCCCUCGCAGCUGAGAAACUCUUAGCGCUCAACUUUAAUACUGCGGCAGACAAAACAGUGUUUAAGACUGGCUACAUUACUGUACCUGGCUACCAGACUCUCGGCUGCUGAAUCGACUAAUUUAUUGGAACAAGUAUCAUUUUCGAGGAUAGAUUCCUAACUUUCAAAUAUACCUGUAGAUGUGAAGCUGUCCAAGUGGUUAGUAGUUUUGAUAUAAGCCACAGCGAAGUAAGGUACAGAGGAAACUUGCUUAUGGGAUGACUGUGCGUUUUCAGCUCUGGUGUGUUUGCCAGAGAUAUACUUGUGACGAACAAGAAUGUGCAGAAAUUCCUUUCGCUCAGGGCAUAGGGUCUACCUCUACUGUGAGCAUUGUAGUAGGCCUACAUGAGGGCGAGUGGAGCAGUGUUGGACUUUUCAUGGACACCAUUUUAAGUGUACCAUUGAAUGUUUCCUAUGUAUUUAUUAUUUAAGCGCAACAACUAUGGGAUUGGUUCUAAGAGUUGGUUAUGUCUUGAAGUGUUAAAUGAGUUUCUGUGGGAUGUUUGAAGAUUGAAGUGCCACUCGUUGCACAAAUAACUAAUGUUUUUAACUAAAAUUUUUUUACCAGGUCUUAGACACUCCUAUUUAAAUGUAUUUAAGUCAGAUUGAAGUAUACUUUUUCUGUACUACUUUAUUCUUCGUUACUCUUGCUUAAUUGGAAAAAACAACUGGGGGAAUAUUUAAUGAUUAUUGUUGGCUAGUGUAAGGUAUGAAGUAAUAAUAUUGCAUGUGAGUAAAACAAAUAAAAUUUGUCUCAAUGCUAUUCUUAUUUUAAAUUCAUAUUUUUACUUUUUUUAUAAAUCAAGUGUUCUAAAGGAGUGAUUUUGUUCUUGACAAGUAUUUGUAUACAACUAGGCAAUGACUUAAUUUACAUAUUAUUUUACAGAUUUGCUAAAAAAAUGUACCUGUUUUUAAAUUUCUUUCUCUAGAAAUCGAACAAAUGCUGUGUUCAAAAUUUUGUAUUUAUAUACACUACAUCUCUCAGAUAUAAUUCUAGUCAUUCGAUAAUAUGUCUAGGGUAGUUUUGACUGUAGUUGAUUAAAGUAAAAAAAAUCGUUUAGCUGUUGGAUCAAUCUGAAAAUUAUUAGUCCAUAUUUUUAAUGUAAGUGUGUUUUUGUGGUGUUUUCAUUGUUUUUUUUUAUGAAGGAAAGUUUCAUAUUCUGGUAUGGUUUUAUUGUUUCAUAAGGAUGUAUUGCACGACGUCCAAGUGUCAAGACAUCCAAUGAUAUAAGUCAGUGUCACAACGUCCAAAAUAUAAUUCUUGAGCUAUCUCAUGACGUCCUAUUUAAAAUAUUAGACUGUUUCUCGACGUCCAAAUCUCAUCAUGUUUUAAAGUACAGUAACUGCAAUAAACAUAGUCUAAACAUCUUUGCCACCAAGACUGAUAUUCGAAUAUAUAAUAGGUUACGUACCUUGGUCCGUCUUCAGUCUUAUUUUAGUCUAUGGAUGACUAGU
Messenger RNA from Macrosteles quadrilineatus (aster leafhopper), 2855 nucleotides. It is a transcript of the gene SiaT, whose product is annotated as beta-galactoside alpha-2,6-sialyltransferase 2. The coding region runs from base 165 to 1472 and encodes 435 amino acids. The record is from RefSeq and is a predicted model, not a curated record. The transcript is spliced from 7 exons. NCBI's taxonomy places the organism in Eukaryota, Metazoa, Arthropoda, Insecta, Hemiptera, Cicadellidae. Gene Ontology annotation, molecular function: sialyltransferase activity.